Molecule: messenger RNA, 435 nt
Organism: Kuraishia capsulata CBS 1993
Lineage: Eukaryota; Fungi; Ascomycota; Pichiomycetes; Pichiales; Pichiaceae
Exons: 1
Coding region: 1-435 (144 amino acids)
Biological process (GO): mitochondrion organization
Cellular component (GO): nucleus; mitochondrion
Source: RefSeq, a predicted model, not a curated record
AUGCCUCGUUCAUCCGGCCGUCGUCCUGCUGCAAGAGCUGCCCCAAGAGCUGCUCCAGCUCAGUCUAGACCAGCCUCCACCAUGGCCGCUCCAGCUCACCAAGCCCCAGCCCACCAAGCUCCAGUUCAAUCCGCCCAACAGACCAGACAGCCAGGCAUGUUUGCCCAGAUGGCCUCUACUGCUGCUGGUGUUGCUGUUGGUUCCACCAUUGGUCACACUCUUGGUGCCGGAAUCACCUCGAUGUUUGGAGGUUCUUCUGCUCCUGCCGAGGCUGCCCCAGUCCAAUCCUAUGCUCAGGAAUCUGCCACCAAGGCCUGUGACGUUGAUGCCAGAAACUUCACCAGAUGUCUUGAGGACAACGAUGGAAACUUUCAGGUUUGCGACUACUACUUGCAGCAGUUGAAGGCAUGUCAGCAAGCCGCUUCCCAGUACUAG